UGCGUAUACGAUUUUUUGUCACAUUUGUGCGGAAAGUUCGUUACUCAGUUGACUAAUUAUAUUCGUUCAUGAAAAUUAUAACAGUGAUUUAUUCAAUAAAACGAUGGUCCAUGCUAAGAAAUGUUUGUAACCUCUAUCUUGGAAUCAAUAUUAAUACAUAUAUGAAAUUGAAAAUGUUUAUAAAAAAUAAAGCCAAAGGUUACCACACCAAAAAAGCAAAAGUUCUUACAUUGGAAGAAGUGACAAAAUUUCUAAAUAGUGCUCCUGAUGAAAUCUACCUUGGCAUGAAGGUCAUUUUGAUAUUCGGAAUAUGCGGGGCAUUAAGAUCCAUGGAAAUUGCAAACAUUAAAAUGAAUGAUGUUCAAGACACAAAAACUCAAUUUAUAGUAACCAUCAAGGACACCAAAAAUUGUUAUCCAAGAUCGUUCAUUAUAGGAGAAAUUUACUAUGAUCGAGUGAAACAAUAUAUAUCAUUGAGACCAAAAGACAUUGAUACAGACAGAUUUUUCCUUUUUUACAUGAAGUUUAAAUGUACUCGCAAUGUUAUAGGCAAGAACAAAAUUGCUGAAGUACCGAAAAACAUCGCAUGCUAUUUAAAUCUACCAGAUCCCAAUAGAUAUACUGGGCAUUGCUUUAGAAGGACAUCGGCUACAUUACUUGCUAAUUCUGGUGCUACUUUAACUACAAUUAAAGAACACGGUGGAUGGAGAUCCAGUGCAGUUGCUGAGGGUUAUAUAGAGCACUCAUUGUUCAACAAAAAUAAUAUUUUUAAUAAAAUAACACAAUCAGAAAAAUCUUGUACUGUAACAAAAGAUCUCGAUUCAGCAAUAAUACAGACUAACAAGUCAAUAUUAGAAACUAAUUGUCAUACAACGAAGUCAAGCAAUAAUCAAAAAAGACCUUUAAUUUCAAUAGAAAAUUAUAAAAAUGUUCCAACAUAUAAAAAACUAAAAGAACAAACAACUCUAGAUAAAAAUAAUAACAAUUCUAAUAUAAUGGAACACGAUUUUCAAGAAACCACUAAUAUUGACCAUAACUUUGAAAUAGUAAAUGAAGAAACAACAUUAAAUAUUGGAUCUUCUAAGCAAUUGGAACAAGUGGAUGGCUUAGAUGGACACAAUCAGAACUCGCACAUAUCAGGGCAUAAUCCAAAUAUUUCAGAAGCUGAUCAACUCCAACCACCAACUAUACAGAUAAAAUCAACAAAUGAUUUAAAGAAAAAAAAUAAUGAUAAAAAUAAUAACAAAAUAAAAGAGGAAAUACCAGCUAUAAUAAAUAUUAAAAUUGAUAAAGUAGAAACAAUUAAUAUAUAUUAUGGAAAAAAUCCGAAGGGUGAAGAAUGAAUAAGCGGCUAUUAAACUCAAAUAUUAAUUCAUCACGUGUUCAUGUUAUCGUUAAAAAACAUUUUAAAUUAUCAUUGAAAAUUUAAGUUCUUAGUUAAUUCUUUUAUUUGUAAUUGGAAUUAUUUAUCAUCUAAUUAUUAAAAUUAAUCUGUAAAAGUUUGUGUUUUUUGGAAUCUUUGUUUGAACUAUUUCAAUAUUUUCAAAUAAAUUAUUUCCUAUAAUUUUCAU
Messenger RNA from Chelonus insularis, 1571 nucleotides. RefSeq lists its product as uncharacterized. Gene Ontology annotation, molecular function: DNA binding. Lineage: Eukaryota; Metazoa; Arthropoda; Insecta; Hymenoptera; Braconidae. Bases 69 to 1343 code for a protein of 424 amino acids. The record is from RefSeq and is a predicted model, not a curated record. Gene Ontology annotation, biological process: DNA recombination; DNA integration. The transcript is spliced from 4 exons.